ACGAGGUUCAACGGUCAAACGUCAACCGCAGCGACAGCCAGCAACGAUCAACACAAUAUCAUUCAUGACCUAGCACGGUGAACAGUCUGAACAGAACGUCUAGCCGCGAGUCCAACACCCGCGGUUGCACUUUUGAUAGCACAGCUGAUUACAUCACCCGCAGCUCCAUCUCCGCCUUCCAUGGCCCUGUGACCUUGCUCUUCUUGACCACUUUCGCGUCCAGCGACAUCUGCAACGUUCUCACUUCAUCAUUCUGUGCCGCCGUGUGCUGUCCUGUGCUGACCGGUGACCGAGUCUCCUCCAGGACCAGCAGCCGUCUUUUUCUGCUGUCUCAUUGUUGACCACCGUGGUCAUCUGGUGUUGGCUGCACGUUGUGGCUGGGCCAUUCUGGUUCCGACGUCCCGCGCAAAAAAAGCUCUCCAGCCAGUUCCACCAGAACGCAAACUUCCUUACGACCGCGCGAGGUUCCCUGCCCUGCAUACUCGGCUAUCACGCUCUUCUGUCGCAGUCUGGGGUGGCCUCCCUUCCUGCGUGCUUCCUAUUUGCCGGAUUUGCGACAUGAUUUAAUCGUCGUCGCACGUUCAGAGCCAGACCUGUCUACCUGUCGUCGGUAUCUGUUUUCCGUUCGCCAUCUUUCGGCUGUCAACUGCGACCAAUCGUGGUCCCAUCUCGCCGUCUUGUCUGAUUUCGGUGAGUGCACGCUAUUUCGAUCUUACGCAGCAGAGCUUACUCGCCGUGUUGUGGAAACGUACUGCCUUUACUUUCUUUGAGGGGUCGAGUCCACACUGGUCAUCCCGGUAAGUACAUCAGAGCCGCCCGCUUUUACCGAGAAUCACCACCUCCCACCAACCAACCAUGUGGCAUCUACCCGGUCACCCGGGUAAUGCAUUUCCUAUGCUCACGUACCAAAUGUGUCCGCCCGCCGAGUAUCUGGCUCAGUCCGCAUAUCACAUGUCGGCUAAGACGUUGGCCGCUUGAUCAGCAUGCUUCCCUUUCGUCCAGGCAACUAAAUUAGUUCCCAUUUAUAUGGACCGCAUGCGCCGUCACUUCGCUGCUACGAACGUAGCCACGCUCAGCGUGAAACUCGUUGGCGAAAGCAGCAUCAAUGCCUGCGUAUUGUCUUCAAGAUUGUCACUACUUCUACCGCAGCGCCUUGCGUCUGCUUUCGUUGCCCACCUUCGUCUGUGCAUUGUACGCUUAGCUAACACGAUCCCCGCGCCAUGGCAGUAAAGCUAUUCACCAGACCAACGUCCCUGGACGGGAAACUGGCGACCGUGCCCGAGAACUGUGCCAUGCCCCAGGGCAACGGACCAUCUGAGCAGACGCGCUUUGCCGAUGCCGCAAAGGAAGUUACGCAGACCUAUUAUCAGGACGAGAAGUCGCCCUUGAGCCACCGCAAUGGGAAUUCAAAAGCUGGUAUCACAUUUGCUUCCCAAGAUAAACUUCCUAGACUUCCCAUACCAGAACUUGAGUCGUCCUUGAAGAAGUAUCUCAACGCCCUGAGACCGCUGCAAUCGGCCAAGGAGCAUCGCGAGACUGAGGCUGCCGUCAAGGAGUUUUUGAGAACGGACGGCCCCAAAUUGCAGGAGAAGCUCAAGGAAUAUGCCAAGGGGAGGCCAAAUUACAUUGAACAAUUCUGGUACGACUCGUAUUUAAACUUUGACAAUCCAGUCGUUCUCAACUUGAAUCCUUUCUUCCUGCUCGAAGACGACCCGACACCAGCACGCAACAAUCAAGUGACCAGAGCCGCAUCCCUUAUUGUCUCUGCACUAGCUUUCGUCCGCGCGGUUCGGAAAGAAGAGCUCCCACCUGACACCGUGCGCGGACAGCCGCUAUGCAUGUAUCAGUACUCUCGACUUUUUGGAACGGCUCGAAUACCCACAGAUCAUGGCUGCCAGAUUGGGCAGGAUCCGGACGCGAAACAUAUCGUUGUCAUGUGUCACGGCCAGUUCUAUUGGUUUGAUGUGCUUGAUGACAAUUCGGAUCUGAUAAUGACAGAGAAAGAUCUUGCCGUUAAUCUGCAAGUGAUCGUCGACGACGCAUCCGAAACGCCGAUUCAGGACGCCGCAAAAGGUGCUCUUGGCGUGCUCAGCACAGAGAAUCGGAAGACGUGGUCUCAACUCCGAGAUGUUCUGCAAAGAGAAGAAGGGUCCAACAACUCAGACUGUCUCAGUAUCGUCGACUCCGCGCUGUUUAUCGUGUGUCUGGAUUACACCGAGCCACAAACUGGAGCCGAAUUGUGCAUGAACAUGCUUUGCGGUACGAGCAAGGUUGAAAAGGGAGUCCAAGUGGGAACCUGCAUUAAUCGUUGGUAUGACAAGUUGCAAAUUAUCGUGUGCAAGAACGGCAGCGCUGGCAUCAAUUUCGAGCACACGGGCGUGGAUGGCCACACUGUUCUUCGCUUUGCUUCAGACGUUUACACAGACACAAUUCUGCGCUUUGCUCGGACCAUUAACGGCCAGGCCCCCAGCCUCUGGGCGUCCUCGAGUCCUGACCCCGCAAAACGAGAUCCAGCAAGUUUCGGUGAUGUCCAGACGACUCCUCAUAAACUUGAGUGGAACAUGCUGCCAGAGCUAAGCAUUGCCCUUCGCUUUGCGGAAACUCGUCUCGCGGAUCUGAUACAACAGAAUGAGUUCCAGACACUGGAGUUUGGGGCCUAUGGGAAGAAUUUUAUGACAUCGAUGGGCUUCUCACCAGACGCCUUCGUGCAAAUGGCAUUUCAGGCAGCUUAUUAUGGCCUAUACGGACGCAUCGAGUGUGUUUAUGAGCCGGCCAUGACCAAAGCCUUUUUCCACGGUCGAACGGAGGCGAUCCGUUCCGUAACUGAAGAAUCCGUGGAAUUCGUACGAACUUUUUGGGGUGACAAACCCGCAAAUGAAAAGGUCGAAGCCUUACGCAAAGCUUGCGAAGCACAUGUCAAGAUCACCAGGGACUGCGCAAAGGCCCUAGGUCACGACCGUCAUCUUUAUGCGCUUUACUGUGUCUGGCAGCGUUCUCUGGAUGAAGGCUACGAGACGGGCACAGAUCAGGAAUCAUAUGGUGACAGGUCAACCAGUCCACUACCCGGAAACGACCAGUCGAUUGUGAGCUCUCCGAGUAGGAGGUCGAUGGUGUCGGAAGAAGGCUCAUAUAAUGGCAGCUUUGCCGGGCACGUCACCCACACCAUGCCUGCAUUGUUCGCUGACAGUGGCUGGGACAAGCUGAAUACAACAAUUCUUUCGACCUCGAACUGCGGAAAUCCAUCUUUGAGACAUUUUGGUUUCGGGCCAACCUCCGGUGACGGCUUUGGCAUUGGCUACAUAAUCAAAGACGGAUCCAUAAGCAUUUGUGCGUCGUCAAAACAUCGACAGACCAGCCGCUUCAUUGAUUCACUGGAGGCGUACUUUCUCGAGAUUCGAAGAAUUCUGAGGCAGACAAAGCGCCGUGGAACAGGCGCUGACAAGACUGUAUCUCGAGUGCGCGAGGUGGAGGAGCAAAGCAAGAACAGUCGAAUCAAAUCGCGGGGCCGAAACAUCUUGACUGAUACGGCGAAACCAAUGACGCCUCAGACGGAAAGUGUGCAGGAGAGUGAUGAUGAGGGCCUAGGCGGAUGUAAGCAUCCCUUUUGUCCUUCCAAUAUUUCAUCGUACGGCAUCUUUCGUGGGAGAAAACCCGUCGCAUCUCGACAGCGUGCCGACUCAAUGUUGGAACGUUCGAGCUCCUCGGAAUCUGUAUCGUCGGACGACGGCAGGGCCAUGCAGCGGACAGUAGGAGUUGUUAUCACUAGUUGUGCUGUCUCUGACGCUAGCAACGCUUUCGACUUUGGUCUUGCCACGCCACCGGCCACACUUCUGAAUUCCAUGCAAGAUAUCGUCGUCAGCACGCCGGCGUCUUCUCAACGCGCUGUACCAAAACGCAUGCCCACCAGACCGAGGAGACGAAUUCCGCAUUUUUCAUUUUUGUAAUCACACUUUUGUAGCACGAUUAUUGCAUUGUAUACCCAAACACUUAUAGACACACCUAUCUUCGGAUUCAUCGUUCACUUACUGAUUCAUGUUUUGAUAUAGACGGAUUUUUCGAUGCAGGAAUGCUGCAGCAGGCACUCAGAGCGAACAGGGAGGCAGACACAGACAGUCCCAGUGCGGAGCGCCGCAGACAUUUAGGUCGCAAGCUGACACUGUCCGAAUACUAGCUUUGCUGUCUCUACGUGGACAAUGUUGCUAUGCAAUGUUUCAAGUUGAUGUUACAUCUAGCAAGCGAUAUUUUGGAUUAGAAAUAACAUUUUCUAUCUUCGACAGCAUUCCUGCGCGUCAACACUUCUUGCUCGUUUGUUUGACUUCCUGACAGCGGCUGAAUUGUGUCAAAGCAUCAAGUCAAGUAAAAAGACUCUGAUACGUCGUAACACUGCUACUUUCGUACAAGACGGGUAGUUGCAUUAUGCAUUCAAGAGCUUGGAACGCUUCCAUGAGAAUAAAUUCAAAAGUUUGGUCAGCAAAUUCUGGGAUCGAACAUGAGUUAAUUGAGACUCGCUAUAGGAUUAUUCUCUCAUCUCUUCUUUGGAUAUUGGAAUUCUUGGAUUCCCUGCUUUGCCAUCAUCUUUUUCAUCAUCUUCAUAUACUUGUUCUUGCCGUGGUGUCUAAUGGAUUCAGGUAAAUGAGGAUACACGGCGAAUAAUGACUUCAGCACCAUUGCAUUACGAAACCUGGUCAUCCUCGUUGAUUUCAGACCGUACUGAUCACGGAUCUUGGGCGGAAAUGACUCCACCGUCAAGGCCUUUAAGGUAGGCAUCAGCAUGAAGAAUACAGGCUUCAUGUACCAUGGCGUUGCCUUCCACGGGUGCAUGAGAUCGUAGCAGACUUUCUCGGCUUCAGGCGUGACUUCGAGCUUGUUCUCGAUCAUGUCAUUGUAAUAUGCCCAGAAGGCGGCUCUGUCCUUGGGCCACAGCUCCGGAGGCAUGUUCAGCGAUGUCCCCAGAUAGGAAAACUCCCUGUAGAUGCGUUCGGCUUUCUCGGGCGGCUCGAUCGGACCGUACACUUUCUCGUAGUUCCUGAUUAUGUCUGCAUACAUGGUUGCGGCAACCCAUAGCUGCGCCUGUGCGUGAUUGAUCAGUCUUCGGAACGGAUAAGGAGCCUUUCUCACAGUGCUAGUUGGAAACGUAAAUGUCAUCUGGGUGACUACACAACUACAUGAUCACAUCUGCUGGAAAGGGAAACGGCUUACUAAGAAACAGUUAGCAAAUUUAUCUGUUUACAG
Molecule: messenger RNA, 5232 nt
Organism: Verruconis gallopava
Lineage: Eukaryota; Fungi; Ascomycota; Dothideomycetes; Venturiales; Sympoventuriaceae
Exons: 2
Coding region: 1221-3944 (907 amino acids)
Biological process (GO): carnitine metabolic process
Cellular component (GO): mitochondrion
Molecular function (GO): carnitine O-acetyltransferase activity
Source: RefSeq, a predicted model, not a curated record